CGACCCGACAACUACCGAUGCUAGGCUAACAGUGGUUAGCUACCGGGAGCGGACAUGUUGUUCCGACCCUUCCUUGAAUAAACACCGCUGUAAGUGGGACGUUGGGAGCUGCGGGGAAGGUUCGGGGCGUUGGGCAAUCAUGGAUGCAGUUAACGCCUUCAACCAGGAGUUAUUCUCACUGAUGGACUCCAAGCCCCCAAUCUCACGGGCAAAGAUGAUCUCCAUCACCAAAUCUGCCAUCAAAGCUAUGAAACUCUACAAACAUGUGGUCCAGAUUGUUGAAAAGUUCAUCAAAAAGUGUAAACCUGAAUACAAGGUUGCAGGCCUGUAUGUGGUGGAUUCUAUUGUCAGGCAGUCCAGACACCAGUUUGGACCAGACAAGGAUGUGUUUGGCCCAAGAUUUACCAAAAACAUUACAGGAACUUUUGAGAACCUCUGCCUUUGCCCUGUAGAGGACAGGAGUAAGAUAGUGCGGGUGUUGAACCUGUGGCAGAAGAAUGGGGUGUUUAAGAUUGAGGUUAUUCAGCCUCUCUUGGAUAUGGCGGCUGGCACUAGUAGUGCUUCUGCACCCUACACCGGACCCGAUGAGCCAGGUUCCCCUCCAUCUCCAGCUAAAGAGCCAGUUACUGCCGUAACAGCCAACUCCACCAUGCCAUCUGCUGCUCAGCUGCAAAACUCUGAUGCCUUUGCUGCUGUGGCUCAGCUUUUUCAGGGUCAACAGCUUCAACAGAUGCUUCAGAACUUUCAGCAACAGCCAGUAAAACCAGAGACUGACACUCCCUCUCCUCUCCAUGCAAUACAAACACAGCCCCAAAAUAUCACCACUAGCCUGGGCGCAGUCGUGUCACAGCCUCCCCCAUCUACGCAGCCCACUCAGCACAAAACGGCCUUUGACAAGAAAUUGCUGGACCGUUUUGACUAUGACGAUGAGCCAGAAACUGGAGAAGAGACAAAGAAGGAUGAUAUGUCAUCGCAGGCUUUUAUGCAGCAGCUUCCAGCCUUCUCUCAGCACAUGGAGCACUUUAAACCACCAAUGAUUAACAUGUCACAAGAUCCCUCACAACAGGUUCCUCUUCCUCCUAAUGGUCAGCUUCAGACCUGUGGAUUACCACCAGGACACAGCUACCCAAUGAUGAUGCCUCCUAUGGGAAAUGCUCUGCCAGGACAGUCCCUCCCUGGUACAGCUGGGCCUCCAGGUUUUCCAGGGGUAUACCCUCCCCUGGGCAUAGCCCAGCAACAGCAGGAUUUGUCCAUGGAUACGGAUCAUUUAUCUGUGAUGGAUGGCAGACAUGGUCGGAGGUCUCACUCAGGCUCCAGGUCUCCGAAGCGGAGGCGGUCGCGGUCUAAUUCCCGCACACGGCGAACAAGGCACACGCGAUCCCGCUCACGCUCCAGAGAUCGCCGUUAUCAUUCUGCACGUUCUUCCUCACAGGAGUGCAGGGAAAGAGAGAGGGAGCGACGGCAGAAAGGCCUUCCGCCCCUCAAGAACAAGACGCUAAGCAUUUGCAGUACAACUCUCUGGGUGGGCCAGCUGGACAAGAGAACACAACAGCAGGAUGUUGCCUGUUUACUGGAAGAGUUUGGACAGAUAGAAUCCAUCAGUAUGAUCCCUCCACGUGGCUGCGCCUAUAUCGUCAUGAUACACAGGCAAGAUGCCUACAGGGCUCUGCAGAAGCUCGGUAGAGGAAAUUACAAAGUUAACCAAAAAGCCAUCAAGAUUGCUUGGGCUCUGAACAAGGGCAUAAAGGCUGAGUUUAAACAGUACUGGGAAGUAGAUCUGGGUGUCACAUACAUACCUUGGUCUAAAAUCAGAGAGGAUCAAUUGGAGGAGGUGAAAGACGGAGGAAUACUGGAUAUAGACACCUUAUCACCAGAGUGGACUAGCAUAAGGAAGACUCUUGAUCUACAGGAGGAACUCACCCAUAAUGGCCGCUCAGAGCCACAGCAGCUGGAGGAGACGCAUGUUAUACCGCUGUCUGCUCCAGUUGCUCCCCCUGCACAGGUGCCUCCAACACAGCAGCCAAUUCCUGGUGUGGGUUCUCUCCAGCCUCCCGUCUUUCCUGGUCCCAUGGGCAUGCCUCCGCCUUCUUUCCCUCCAGGCAUCCCACCUCCUCCUUUCAUCAGACCGGGCUUUAACCCCAUGCAGAUGCCUCCAGGUUUUCCUCCCCCAGGUGCCAUGCCUGUAGGUCACCCACCUUCCUCCAAAGUUGUCGAGGACCUGCCUCUUGACCCAGCAGGUCUGGGCUGUAGAAAAAACGAUGAAGUCUCUGAGGUUCCCAACAUCUUCAACAACCAGAUGGGACCUCUGGGUAACCAGGUAGGUCUUCCUGUGGGUGGACCUCCAGCUGUUCCUCCUGGAGUACCUGUUGGUGGACCUCCCAGUGGUCUUCAUGGUGUACCCCCAACUGGACCUCCAGGUGUACCUGCAGGUGCAAUUCCUGGGGGACCCCCUGUUUCUCUUCCAGGCGGUCCUCCAGGAAACAUCCAACCUCCUUCUGGCGGUCUUCUUGGUGCAAGGCCUGGUAUAAUCCCACUCCACCGCCCCCCUCUUGCACCCCCACAACACAUGCAGCGCUUCCCUCCACCCCAUGGGCCAAGACCCCCUCACCCCAGCAUGCCCCCUUUGCCACCACAGAUGAUACCUAGGGGCCCACAUCCUCAGAUGAUGCACCAUGAACCACCACUACCACCUAAAGGAGGCUUUGGGAUGCCUCCUCCUCACAACAUGAGGCCACCAUUUCCUCCACAUGGGCAUGGCCCCCCUCCUCCUCAAGGCCCUCCUCCUCCUCCAUUUAUUAGACCAGUGGGUCCUCGUGGCCUGGAGGGGCCAGAGGAAAUGGAUAGCAGACCAUUCAGAGGAGACAGGCCUGGAUUCAGGGACCGGGAGCCUGAGAGAGAUAGAGACUGGGAUCAAGAUAGGGACAGAGAGAGGGACAGAGGCUUUGGAGGAAGACGUUCAUUUGGAGAUGGGGCAAGAGGAUUAGGAGCUGAUAGAAUAGAUGCGAGAGAGAGACUUGGAGGCUGGCAAGAAGAUGGAGGCGAUCACCGAGGAGGCGGUUGGGACAGGGAUAGAGACAGGGACAGAGACCGAGAACGGGACAGAGACCGGGAUCGAGAACGGGACAGAGACCGGGAUCGAGAACGGGACAGAGAGAGGCGAGAUUGGAGGGACAAGCGAAGCAGCCUGGAUCGUGACAAGGAGCAUGGGAGGGGGGGAGAAGAUGGGGAGAAGGAGUAUGGAAGGGGGGAGACAGGAGAAAAGGGAAGAGGGGAAGGAGGGAGUCGAGAAAGAGGUAGAGGAGCCGAAUUAAAAGAAGGGGACAGGCCAAGACGAGAGCGUCGGGAGAGGACAACGCGGUGGGACAGGGAUGAUCGAUUGGCUGAACUGGAAAACAUGGACAGAUUCCGGACCGCGAACAACACAGGACAACCUCGUGUGACUCCCGUAGUUACUGUGGAGACCAGUAAAGAACCAAGUAUAGAAGUUUCUCAAAAGCAGACAGAAUCAGAACUUGCGGCCGCAGCUGCACAAGUAACUACUGCUGCAAGUGGGCCGAUCCCCUCCGAGCUCCCACCUUCAGCUCAAAAGGAGCCCACAGAAACAAAAGAGGAAGCAGCAUUAUAGACUUGUCCACUGCUCUCUCUGCCAGAGACUGUUGUGUAACACUGAAAGAUAAAACUGUGCUUUCCACUAUGAUAGCGAGCUUCACCUCUUUGCAUAUUAAUUCUAACCAGUCACAGUUUUCCAGUUGAUCAGUUGUCAGUUUUGGGGCAGCAGCACAUUUCUUAAAAACAAAUUCCUCACAUUACUUCUGUUAAUUUUUGGCUCUACCGUUUUUCUCCUUCCUGUAAGUUGUAAGAAUGAAAGUUGCUUGCAUGCUAUCUUAGCUCUUUCCAUCUGGCAUCUACAAGUGUAGCUUUUAUUGUUUGACUUGAAGUUCCUUUGUAAAGAGAAGGAGCAAGUCAUUUCUUUGAAACACAUUUAUUUUUACAUUGUUACUUCCUCGGUUCUAUGCCACUGAGCAACCUUCAGCAAUUUAUUUAUUUUAAAAUACUUUUUAAAAAUUGCCAAAAUGUCAUGUCACACUUUAAACAUCUGCUCAAACACUUCUGUAAGUCAGUUUAUACCGUCAUCUGUUGUUUGGUUUGCAUUUUCUAGGGUUUUAGUCAGUCCGUCGCUGUAGUAUCAAAGCCAGUGAACCACAGGUGUGUUUGACGAAAAAAGAAGUACUAUUUAUGUAACUUCCUUCAGAAUGUGCUAGUAAACCCAACCAUCAUGCAUGUGGUAGAGUAACCGAUAAAUGAGUACAUUAACUGGCCACUGCCCUUUGUGCCUAAACAUCCACUUAAUACAUAAAUCAAUAAUUUCAUUAGGACAAAUAUUCUUACUAACAAAUGUAUUAUUGCAUUGAAGCUAAUCUAAUUCUCAAAAGGUCUCAGAAUCUACCGUAAAGUUAGGGUCACAUUUAACUAACAAAAGACCCAGUUCCUUUUGAGGGUGAAAAAAGGAAUAAUAAUUAAUUAAUUCUAAUGUUUCGGUUAAUCCUUUAAUCAUAUUGUUCUUUAUUCAGAUAUCAUAACAUGGCAAAGUCUCUGAAAAAAUUGUUUAUUCAUGUACAUAAUCAAACUGAUCUAAAACAUAUAGACAAACAAACCAUUUUAUGGGCUCAGAUGCCAAAGUUUUUUCUUUUUUGUGCUAUUGUGUCUCUUCACAGACAUAAUGACUAAAGGGCCAAGGAACAUGUAAGAUGACAGAUUUCACCAUGACAUGACAUCCAGGUGUAUUGUAGUAUAUUCCCCUUAAAAUCGUCAGAAGGAGAAGGAAAAAAAUGCAAUGCUUUAUUUCACAUUUCAUAUUGAUUGAUUUAUACAAAGAUAUCUGUAUGCAAAAGUAAUACUGGAAUACUCUGAUUUAUGGCAAAUGUACUAGAAGAAAAACAGCUAUCAAACUGUUUUCUCUGGUAAAGUUCAAGUCCUUCUGAUUUCUUCUUUCUUUUCUCUGAUUUUCAUUUUUUAACUUAACACCAUAAGGCUUGAGUGAAAUUCCUCUCAUACUUUUCUUAUGUGUUUUAGUUUGAUUUUUUUCCACAGAUGUUUAGUUCUGCAGGCAAAAACACGACUGCAUUUUUAGUCCGUUAAAUAAAUAUAAAAAAUGGAGACGCACAGAGAAAUAAUAUACUGUUUGUCUUCAGACAAUGUGCAGUUUUCAAACUUGAUGUGUGUACAGACACACUUGUAUUACAGAGUCAAUAUUUUAUUGGUUCAACCCCUGUUCAUGAAUAAAUUUAGCACAGAAGCACCAGUGAAAAAAACUAAAUGAUGGAAAAUUGCUUAGGACACUGCUGUAAAUAUGCUUGUAUCACUGAUGAUUCUAAGGUAUCGUACUUGUUAUAAUCUGUGAUUUGUUUUGUUGAAGAGGAACAAGGAAUAACCAAGGCCCUUUGCUUUAAUGUUUUUAACUUCUCAUGGUAUGAAAAGUGACAGAUGUUUCUAUGAUUUGUUAAAUUACAGAAGACAUGGACAUAAAAUCUUCAAUAUUUCAGUCGUAGGAAAUUGUUUUUAAUAAACUAUUUUUUUACCAAACCA
This is a messenger RNA of Betta splendens (Siamese fighting fish), 5586 nucleotides long. RefSeq names its product SR-related CTD-associated factor 4a (gene scaf4a). The transcript is spliced from 19 exons. Gene Ontology annotation, molecular function: RNA binding; RNA polymerase II C-terminal domain phosphoserine binding. The record is from RefSeq and is a predicted model, not a curated record. Gene Ontology annotation, cellular component: nucleus. Gene Ontology annotation, biological process: negative regulation of termination of RNA polymerase II transcription, poly(A)-coupled. NCBI's taxonomy places the organism in Eukaryota, Metazoa, Chordata, Actinopteri, Anabantiformes, Osphronemidae. Bases 140 to 3625 code for a protein of 1161 amino acids.